Molecule: messenger RNA, 8051 nt
Organism: Electrophorus electricus (electric eel)
Lineage: Eukaryota; Metazoa; Chordata; Actinopteri; Gymnotiformes; Gymnotidae
Gene: mast3b
Product: microtubule associated serine/threonine kinase 3b
Biological process (GO): intracellular signal transduction; peptidyl-serine phosphorylation
Molecular function (GO): magnesium ion binding; protein serine/threonine kinase activity; ATP binding
Source: RefSeq, a predicted model, not a curated record
ACAAGAGACCAAGCACACAACACGCACAAAAGCAGUAGCUAACUUUGAGAAAAGACAGCUUCAAGACAGCUUCAACUCUUUUUAGCUUCAACAAUAUUUAGCUAUAAACAUGUGUCAGAAAUAGCAACUUGCUUCCCGGACGAGGCAGUAAUGGAACAGUCUCUAGUCAAGAUGAAAAACCUGAAACUUUGUUGUGUUUGCUUUGUGAGUUUCCAAUGUAUCUUGCUAGCUAUGCUUAGCUAGCGUUAGCUAACCGGCUAGCUAGCUAACUAACUAACACAAAGCAAGGAAAUCAGAAGAGUUUUCCUCUGCCUGGCUCCUCUUGACAAGCAUUUUUCUUGUGUACCUAAUGUGGCACUGAGAGUCAAAAAUCAACAGGGAAGCUUACUUUUCUAAGUGAGACUUUGUCUUAGAUAGCUGGUUAUAGCUUGGUUAACAUUAGUUGACGUUAACCAACAAAAAGAACAAACGCAGUAUCAAGAGCUAGCUAGGUAGAUAGCCUAGCUAUCCAAAGUGAGUGCCAUGUCUGAUCCAAGUUGCUGGACUGCAGUAACGAACAGCAAGUCUCAUUUCGUCUCUGGUGCAAUGCUUAAGAGGUCCAAAAGUUGCCGCAGCAAUAACAGGAAAAGCCUUGGUGUUGGGACACCAUCACCGACGCGCCCACUCUCGCCUCUCUCAGUCCACACAGCUGCAAGUAGCCCCUUAGACAGCCCCAGAAAUGUGUCUGCUAUUGCUUCUCUCAACUUCCCUUUCGCCCGGAGCCACCUGGCUCGAGCCGACAGAGUGGAAGGUAGAAGGUGGUCAUUGGCUUCUCUCCCAUCAUCUGGCUAUGGCACCAAUCCACCCAGCUCCACUGUGUCUUCCUCCUCCUCUUCCCAAGAACGCUUGCACCAGCUUCCAUACCAGCCCACACAGGACGAGCUCCACUUCCUGUUCAAACAUUUCCGUAGCUCUGAGAGCAUGACUGAUGAGGAUGGCCGGCCCUCAUCGUUCAUACGCCCACGGUCCCGUAGUCUUAGCCCUGGACGAACAAGUGGCUCAUUUGACAGUGAAACUGUGAUGAUGAACCAUGUUUACAAAGAGAGAUUUCCUAAGGCAACGGCUCAGAUGGAGGAGCGCUUGCUGGACAUUAUCAGACAUUGCUCUGCAGACAGUACUUUGCCCCUUGGGGAUGGAGUGCUGGGCUUCAUCCAACACCAGCUGGUGGAGCUAGCCAGAGACUGCCUGGACAAGUCGCAGAAAGACCUGAUCACGUCACUUUACUUCCUCGAGCUGCAGGAGAAGCUUGAGAAGCUGCUGCUCGAGGCACUGGAGCGUUCUGAGAGUGAGGAGGUAUCAGUCAUCACGCAGCUGGUGAGGAAGCUCCUCAUUAUCAUAUCCCGCCCUGCAAGGCUGUUGGAAUGUCUGGAGUUUGACCCUGAGGAGUUCUAUCAUCUUCUGGAGGCUGCAGAGGGUCAUGCCAAAGUUGGACAAGGCAUCAAAACAGACAUUCCCCGUUACAUCAUCAACCAGUUGGGUCUGAAUCGAGACCCCUUAGAUGAAGUGAGUCAGCUAGAGGAGCACUACGAUUCUGCACCCUCUCUCAAUGUGGAUACUGACGACUCUGAACACAAUAAGUCUGUGAUCACUCCCCCACGAAGGAAACCACUAGAGAGUGACUUUGAAACUAUAAAGCUGAUCAGCAAUGGGGCUUAUGGGGCUGUGUACCUGGUAAGGCACAAAGAAACUCGUCAGCGAUUUGCAAUGAAAAAGAUCAACCGGCAGAAUCUGAUCCUGAGGAAUCAGAUACAGCAGGUGUUUGUGGAACGGGACAUCCUGACGUUUGCCGAGAAUCCAUUUGUUGUCAGCAUGUUCUGCUCUUUUGAGACCCGUAGGCAUCUCUGUAUGGUUAUGGAGUAUGUAGAAGGUGGUGACUGCGCUAAUCUGCUCAAAAACAUGGGCCCACUGCCGGUUGAUAUGACCCGAAUGUACUUUGCGGAGACUGUUCUGGCAUUGGAAUACCUUCACAGCUAUGGCAUAGUACACAGAGACCUCAAGCCUGACAACCUAUUGAUAACCUCAAUGGGUCACAUUAAGCUGACAGACUUUGGCCUGUCUAAGAUUGGCCUGAUGAACAUGACAACCAAUCUCUAUGAAGGUCACAUUGAGAAAGACACAAGGGAGUUCAUCGACAAACAGGUUUGUGGCACACCUGAGUACAUUGCACCAGAGGUUAUCCUGCGGCAGGGUUAUGGCAAGCCAGUGGACUGGUGGGCCAUGGGGAUCAUUCUGUAUGAGUUUCUAGUGGGCUGUGUGCCCUUCUUUGGAGACACACCAGAAGAACUUUUUGGCCAAGUAGUCAGCGAUGAGAUUAUCUGGCCAGAAGGAGACGAUGCUUUGCCAGUGGAUGCCCAGGACAUGAUCACACGUUUACUGAGGCAAAGUCCCCUUGAAAGGCUUGGAACAGGAGGAGCAGCAGAGGUAAAGCAGCACACCUUUUUCACAGGCCUUGACUGGACUGGUCUGCUGCGACAGAAAGCUGAAUUCAUCCCUCAGCUGGAAGGCGAGGAUGACACUAGUUACUUUGACACUCGGUCUGAUCGCUACCGUCAUUUAGGCUCGGAUGAAGAUGACGAAACCAAUGACGAUGAGUCUUCUCUUGAAAUUCGUCGGUUUUCCUCAUGGUCAAAUCGUUUUAGCAAGGUUUAUAGCAGCACAGAAUACCUGGCCACACCGUCCAAUCUGAGUUUCUCAUCCGACCGGAGCCACAGCGAGGAGCAGGAGGAUCGCGCGGAUGGCAGAGAGAACCACUCCCCUGUGGAGAUGCGCAGACAGAGCAGCACAGGAGCACAGGACUGCAGGAGGCUCUCGGGACACAGAGGAUGCCUGCAGCCACGAGCCUCAUCCAGCUCCUCCCAGUGUGAGCGCUGUGUCAGCCCCCUGGUGGCGAGCAGCACGCACAGUCUGGAGGCCAUGCCCCGCUUCGCUCUGUCCACAGACGACGAAGCCGAGGUGGUUGUAUCCAACUUGCGUCGAAUCAGAUUGCGUAGCAACAGUACAGGAACGAAGCACUCAUCUCCAAGGGAACAUAGCAGUCCACGCUGCUUUGGCAACCAGCUCGAGACCCCUGACAGGCAGCGUCUCUCUCCAGGGAGCAAAGUGCCGAAAUCUGCCUCCAUCUCAACACUGUCUCUCAUUAUUACUCCAGAUGACAUGAGCGGAGUUCUUCAGCCUAGCCCCAUUUCCCCGGCCUCCAUCUCCUCCAACCCGUCAUCCCGCGAGUCCUCCCCCAACCGAGACCUCUCCCUGAGCAUCAGCUGCCUGCGGCCGCCCAUCCUGAUCCACAGCUCGGGGAAGAAGUACGGCUUCACCCUGCAGACCAUCCGCGUCUACAUGGGCAACAGCGAUGUGUACACCAUCCAUCACAUGGUCUCGAGUGUAGAGGAGAGCAGUCCUGCUCAUGAAGCUGGCCUGAGAGCUGGAGAUCUCAUCACUCACGUGAAUGGUGAGUCCGUACAGGGCCUGGUGCACACCGAGAUGAUGGAGCUUCUCCUUAAGAGUGGUAACAAGGUGGCGCUGCAGACCACUGCCCUUGAGGACACGACUAUAAAGAUCGGCCCAGCACGGAAAACAAGCUACAAGGGCAAGAUGGCACGCCGUAGCAAGAGGAGCAGGCGAAAGGACAAUCAGGACCGGCGACGGAGCGUCCUGAAGAAGCUCUCCAGGCAGAGCACGGUCCUGCACAGCAGCCGCAGUUUCUCCUCCGGCCUGCAUCACUCUGUGUCGUCCAGCGAGAGCCUGCCAGGCUCGCCCACACACAGCCUGUCCCCAGGGCCCUCCACGCCCUGUCGCAGCCCCGUCCCUGAGCACGCCGCCGAUGCAAACCUCCAUAUUCUCCCUCCCCCAUCGAGUGCCUCCUCGUGCUCCAGCUCGUCAAGUUGUCCAGCUGUGCAGAUGAGGCCCAGCUCCCUACACGGGCUCGGGCCCAAACUGAGCACUCAGCGCUACACCAAAGUGGGCCGGCGCAAGUCUACUAGCAGCAUUCCCCCCUCACCCCUGGCCUGCACAUCCUCCCCCCAGGCCCUCUCGCCUCAGCACUCUCCUGCCCCCCUGCCCAGCAUCACAAAGACCCUGCACUCCUUCCACGGGAAGACACUAUCGCCCCCCACCAUCGUCCGCCACUGCGUUCGACCCCGCAGCACCGAGCUCCCCGUCUCACCGCUGCUCAAGAGAGUGCAGUCUGCCGAAAAGCUCUCGGGCAUCUUCCAUGGGGACAAGAAGCCCCACGCCCCGCGCAGACACACCCUAGAGGUGCCCCACUGUGAGAUGGAGGCAGGCGGGGACGGUGAGGGAGAUGCGGCGUGCGGAGGCGUGGCCUACGUGACAGAGCAUGGCAGGAUCGGGGCCUUCGUGGGCGGGCAGAAGCUGCGCGAGUGGCCGGGUGAGCGCGCCGAGCAGAUUGUGGUGAUGCGAAAGCUCAACCUGUCCGAGCGCCGCGACUCCUUCAAAAAGCAGGAGGCCGUCCAGGAGGUGAGCUUCGACGAGCCUGACGAGAGGGCUCCCCAGAACCCGCCCCUGCCAGCCCCAGCCUCUGGUGCGCGGCCCAAGCACCGGGCCGAGUGGGUGGUGUCGUCGUGCUCGCAGGGCUGGGAGGAGGGCGGAGCAAGGAGGGUCCCUCUGGUGCCUCAGAUUGCAGUACAAGGCUCUGAGAGCGAAGAGCUGAAUGACUGGCAGCCAUGCUCUGACACCGAGAGCAAGGAGAAGGAGACGAGCACAGGAGUGAGCUCCGACUCCAAGACGGAGGACAAAGGAACCCCAGGAUCCGCCAGCUCUUACAGAGUGGCAUCAGAUUCUGCAUCACCAUCCAAGGGAGCAAGUCAGACGGUCAACGUGGAUGGCUCACGUAUGAGUCCAAGGAAGGGGAAAUCCAAAGGAAAAUGACUGGGCAAAUGCUGAUGUCAUUUUGAAAAUCCUUACUGAAGAAUAGAAAAUAAGUGGUCUUCACCCACUUUCUAGUGUUCCUGCCGAAUUACUUACUUCUGCGGAGCAUUUAAAGAGCAGCUUGGUUGGGAUGCUAGUGUUUUGAAAAUUUUAUUUGAAGAUGAAGCAAGAUAGAUUUUUACAGGAAGUAUUUAUAGUUGGUUUUUUUUUUAUGCGUGCUUGAAUUCUAAUGAUGGCAAAAAAGAAACCUGAUGGUAACCAGCCCGUCUUUCCACCCAUCGAAGGGAGAAGACAUGACUUUUCUAUGAAAAUGUAUUUUCAGGCAGAAUGUUUGUGCUAAAGGUAGCUGACAUGGCAAAUGAUCAUGGACUGGGUUUCAGGAAAAAAAAUUUAAAAAUCGUACAGUGUCCGAGUGAGGGCUACACAAAUAUAGACACACACCUAAGCAAACUUGUCAGUAUUUUUGCUCAUUUUCAGCUGCUCAGUCCAGUGUGUGAUCUUAUAGCUUUCCACACCAAUUUUGUUGUAUUAGUUUCAAUGUGGAUUUUGUAUACACUGCAUUAUGCACCCUCUAGCCCCAUUUAAUUAAGUGUACUUCAGCUCAGGGCUUGGAUUGUAGGAAUCUCACAAGCCACUUAGCAUUUGCAAAAUGUUUGAUAUAUUACCAAAACAUGUAGAUUUUAUGUUUGCAUAGAUUUAUCUUCACUGGAUAUUGUGGUGCAUCCCAGAUAACAUGUAGGUUUAGUGAAACAUUUUAACCAUUGGACUUGAAUGUUUGUUAGCCUGAGUUAACUCUCCUGAACAUUCAUGUUGUCUUUAACUGUGCUAACUGGAAUAUCGCAGAGCAUUUUGCCUAGGUAAGCUUGAACGGGUACCCUGCUCCAGCUGCACUUUCAGCAGGGGCCUCAAAUGUGUCUUAAAAUGAGAGAGCAGUUCCUUUUUGUAGGAUUUAAAGAGCAGAUCUUUCAGUAGGAUUAUAUAACCUUCAGAUGGAUAUUUACUCUCAAUGGCUAUUUAUUAACAUUUAUUUAAAAGAUUCUGUCAGAAAUUCCCUUGAAAUCACAAAUUUGCUAACAUUUACCACUUUUUAAAAACUUGAUAUUCUUAGUUUAUGCAUGUGGUUAUAAUGUGGUUUCCAAGCCAUAUUGUCCGUUUUCCAUCAGUUGUUUAUCUAACUACCUUUUGUAGAAAGGACAAUGUUUACAUUUUUUUUAAUCAUUUUGAAUUUCUGUUGUGCAAAUGCUCAAUCUAUAUGCAUCAUGUAUGUUGUAACUUGCCUACUGAGUUUUCAGUAUGUAGAAAUGCCAAUAGUGCAAGAAGGAGCCUGAAGGCAACUACAAUGGUUCAUAGUUGGGGAAGUCGUUUAACGACCCCAGCUUACAAAUAGUCGUAGCUCAAGAGUGCGUGCGUGUGCACGUGUGCAUGUGUGUUAAAAAUGCCUCAAAAUACUAGAUUUUUUUCCAAAGAAGAGAAGGUUUUUCUCUUCUUAUAACAAGAAAUCUAAAGUACAGUAUUUGCAUGGUACUACAGUUCAUUGCAUACGCUCAUUUUGUUUCCUCCCAACUGGUUAUUGGAUGAGGUUUGUGAAUUCACAUGCUGUGAAAGGUCAGCAAAACAUCUCUUUUUUGUUAUUUUUAAUUGGGAUUUCUGAUAUAAAAAAAAACCAAACACUGGUAGUUUAGUCUCUGUUUCAGUGCAUAACUGCAUCUUGCUACUUUGGUGCUACUUGGGUCUGUAAUGCAUUCCAUGUUUGACAUUAGGUGGUAUCUCUUUUACACACAAAGGCUAAUUUUAAGACUUUGAAAUAAUUGCAUGCUGCAUGUACUUUAUAGUGAGCGGACAACAGAUGCUCGCAUGGCAUUCUCGGUGCAGUUUUUUGCCUGGUGCAGUACAACUAACUUUCCGUAAGACUUGCAGUGGAUUUAAUCAUAUCAGUUACAUAAUCCUAUAUGUUUAUUUUAAUGUUAUUGCUCACUUUAUAUUGUGAAUAUAAAGUGUUUUGUUCUUUCCUGACUAGCUGCAUAGCAACUACCCCUCCUUGAUCCAUCCUACUGAAGUGGUUGUAAAGAGUCGAUCAUUUCAGUGUUGUUUUGUCCCUUCCAGAUCUGGUCUUAAUGAAUUAAAAAGUCAGAAAGUGACCAGUUUUGUAACUUUUAUAUGCAAUAGUGAUGUUUCUCAUCCCCGAGUUCUUCAGAUAUAUUGGGAUUGUUGGUUUUUGGUCUGUGCAGGUUUGGGGGAAAAAUAAUUUUAUAUAUAUUUUGUAAUGUUAUACUUGUUUGCCAGUCCAACCUAUGUUUUGUAAUAAACCAUCAUGUGUUGGUUCUAACCACUGAGUACUGUUCUUCUCCAGUGUGCCAAGUAUUGGGAUACAGCAUACAUACAUGUGUACUAAUACAUUGUAUUUGGGAAGUAUUCACACCCCUUACUUGUUAUACACUUUGUGUUGUGGAUUUGAAUCUAAAUACUUGCCAUUUUUACCCCUCAGUCUGCACGUAUUCACCUAUAAUGACGAAACAUUUGCUUAGAUUCUGCUUGAGAUGCGUCUAGAACUCAGUUGAAAUCCACCUGUUGUAAUUUGAAUUGAUUGGAUAUAGUGUGGAAAGGCACAUAUCUUGGUCUAUAAGGGCCAUUUACACUGCAUUAUCAGAAUGAAAACAAAGCCAAGAUGUCUAAGGAACUGUCGAUCUCUGCAUUCAAAUGUGGCGAGGCAUAGAUAAAGGGUUUGAAUACUUUUAUGAAUAAGAAAUUUCAAUUUAAAAAUGUUACUUUGUCAUUAUGGGUGAUAUACAAGUAAAGGGGUCUGAAUCAUUUUUACAUCCACUGUAUGUCCAGUGAGCUAGUUAAAAAUUCACUGGUGGUUGUGGAGUUUUAAACAGAUUAUUUCAGAGAGAGUGCAGUUUAGCUCUUUGUCAUCAUCAUCUUGAAGAAUGAUUAGACCAGCUCUCCAGCUAUUUCAUUCCACAUCCUUCCUGUUCCUGGAAUCUGCCCUUUCUGGAUUAAAUUGCUUCUGGGGUUUUUUUGUUUUUGUUUUGCCUUUGUUUUUGUUUUGGAUAUUUUGGAACUGUUUAGAUAAACUUGUGGCAAGUGAAAUAAAUCUUUCACUUUUUGUAAUGAGCCAGUAUGUUAUAUAC